AUGACUGCCAGUGAGGCCAAUACCUCGCGAAGAGAUCUUUUGGUGCAGCAACUCUUAGAAGAGCGCCGGACGCGGCUGCAACAGAAGCUGGCAGCAGGUCUGCAAGAUGAGGAGCCGCGCAGCUUGCGGGGAAGCCACAGUCCCGGCGGGAUCGCGGAGCCGUGGACGCCAAGCGGCCUGCACGACUCGGAGCCGAAGGAUGAUGGCUUUCUGAAGAGCGUUCUAGCGCGCUUGACAGCCGCCGAGAAGGCAGAAAUGGAGCUUCCUGCUGAGCUCGGUGCCAGCCCGUUUCUUGUUGCGGACCUGGAAAGCAAGACUGCCAGGCGGCCUCAGUCGGCGCCCUCCAAGGCAAAGCCGGCAAGUGGAAGAGCCAGCAGUGCGAAGCCGGCGAAGGCGGAAAGCACGGAGCACAGACGGCAGAGUUCGGUUAAGGACCGGCAGGCAUUCGAGCAAAGGGUGCAAAAGUGGCAACUGCAGCACCAGGCGUCCAAGCAGAAGUACAUGCAGGCCAAGCAGGAGAAGGAGAUGGAAGAGCUUGGAGAAUGUACCUUUCAGCCCUCCAUCAACACCCGCUCGGAGUUCUACGCGCGGCGGUCCCGGGGAUGCGUGGCGGAGCCGCUGCCUGAGCGCCUCUUCCACGAGGCUGACAAGAGGGCCAACUUGAGGAACAAGGCCAAGGAGAUCAUGGAGGCUGAUUCUUUGUGCUCCUACACUUUCCAGCCGCAGAUCAACCAGAGCAAGAGCCAAGGCAGCCGGGCGCCCUUGCACCAGCGGGCAGAGGCCUUGCAGAAGCGGCGCGAGGAGCGGGUACGUUCUGCCCAACUGGCAGAGGAGAGACGUGCUGAUAAUUAUUUUCAGCCGAAGAUUUCCAGCCGCAGCGAGCGGCUUGUUCAGAGGAAGCGCGAUCAGCUGUACAGGUGCGCCUCCCAGGGCCAGGUGGACUGCUUGAAACAGCUGGGGCCGGUGGAGGAACGCCUCUAUGCGGAGGCGCAGGAGAAAGAGCAGCGCCGAGUGGCUCUUCAGGACUUCCAUGCUGCGGAAGCACAGUCCCUUCCCAGUAUGGAUGACACAUCCAGGAAGAUUUGCAAGCUCUCCGUCUAUUUCCAGGGUGAGCAGCAGGACUUCCUCACUCGCCAGCAGACCUUUGAGCUGGCCAAGCAGAAGCGGAUAGAGGUGCGUGCGCAGCACAUGGAGAAGGAGUGCUCCUUUCAGCCGAAGAUCACAGAGACCAGCCGACAACUGGUGUGCAACAACGUGGAGAUGCUGGGCGAAACUCCUGAGGAGCGCAUCAAUCGCCUGGCCAUCCGCGACGCAGAGCGGCGGGAGCAGACGCGACAGGAGCUGGAGUUGCUGCAUCACAAGGACUGCACCUUUAAGCCGGAGAUCAACCCGACGUCGCAAGUCUUGGCGGCAUCUCGCUAUGAGGCAUCCAGCGCCUCAGCAAGUGAGGAAGGGCCGCAUGAACGACUCUAUCGGUCAGGAGUGUCCAAGAGCAGGCUCAUGGACGAUGCAUGCGCUGACCAGUACAGCUUCAGGCCGCAGCUUGACCCACAGAGUCGCAAGCGCUAUGCCCACGUGAAGUCUCGCUAUUCCAAUCGACAAGAUCUCAUGGAGAGCAUUCGCCAGGAGCAAGAGAAGAAGGCAGAAUACUUGCUGGAACGACGCCGCGAGCUAGAGGAGGAGCGGAUCGCCGACUGCACCUUUGCUCCCCGUGUUGCCGAGGCUUUUCAGGACAUCCAGAAGCCUGUUGUUGUCAGCGGCCUGGACCGUUACUUUGAGCUCAAGAACCUUGCUCAGAGAAAGCAGCAGGAGCAAAAAGAACGAGAGCAGAAGAUCUUCCGACCGGAGAGCGUCGCGCCGCGCCAGCGUGUGACCAUCCCAGAGCCCUUUGAGCUCUCCGGCUGCCGGAAGUGCGAGGAGAGCCAUCGGGAGUUCAACGAGGCCCUUCACCGGGUGGCUCAGGCUGCAUUUGGCGCGGCGUCUUCGGCCCGGCUUGCGGCGGCUGUCACCUUCCCGGCCGCUGCCAGGCUGCGCAACGUGGCUCGUGACGCCAAAGUGGCGUUGCACCCGACCACAGAGCAGCUGUUUUGCAGCGGCUGCUCGCAAGUGUAUAUUCCAGGUAGCAACUGCCGCGUGUCUGUCCAGCCGCUGAGAAAGCGGAAGAGGACAAGGAAGAAGCCUUUGAAAGCGGAACGGAGGGCAAAGCCUACGAAGACGGGAUGGACACCAGGACCCAAAGCCAAGGCGGAACCUGAGAAGCCGAAGAGGUGCGUUCAGUACUCCUGCCAGUGGUGUGGCCAUCGGAGACGCAUGCGCCUGCCAAGACGGCGGGCACCACGAGCUGCGGCAGCUCCGACCUCGUUUCAAUCACUGAACCAGAAGAAGCAGGCAGCCGCAUCUCAGGAGGCGCGGGAUGCAGCAAGGGCUGCCAAGCGACAGAGAGAGGCUAAGGCCAAGGCCAAGGCUGCCUCAGAGCCUUGGCUGCAUUAA
Effrenium voratum is the source of this 2490-nucleotide messenger RNA. Lineage: Eukaryota; Dinophyceae; Suessiales; Symbiodiniaceae. The record is from the annotation of a GenBank genome assembly.